Salvia splendens (bonfire salvia) is the source of this 1950-nucleotide messenger RNA. RefSeq names its product ALA-interacting subunit 1. Gene Ontology annotation, cellular component: endoplasmic reticulum; Golgi apparatus; plasma membrane. The transcript has 10 exons. NCBI's taxonomy places the organism in Eukaryota, Viridiplantae, Streptophyta, Magnoliopsida, Lamiales, Lamiaceae. Bases 775 to 1662 code for a protein of 295 amino acids. The record is from RefSeq and is a predicted model, not a curated record.
AUUUAAAAUAAAAUAUUUAUUAACUAAUGAUAUUGUGCCUUGUGGCCCUCAAAGGGACCGUGGCCGAAGAGAAUUUUUCUUAAUUAGUUUACUCUAAUUCUAAUCCUAUUGAAGAAUUUUGAGAAGCGAGUACGAUGGCGAAUUCCAGAAGCGCAUCAGCGGCGAUUUGCCUGAGCAGAUCGGCGAUGUCAGCCUUCCGAGCGUCCAGCGCCGGCCGCCAGAUUCCCCACACUCCAUCCGCCGCCUGCCAAUCGGCUAUCGGGCGCCCCCGUGCCCUAAUGUUCCCCACUGGCAGCAACAUCUCUUCCUCUACCCUGUUCUCUGCGUCAUGCCUCAACCGCGUAGCAUCCCGCCCCUACUCCUCUUCUGCCCAGAUCCCAGGAACUAGAGCUAUUCGGUCUGUACUCUGGCAUAUAAAUGACGGAAUGGAAGAGGUUCUGGCUGAUUAUGUUCACCACGAAAUGACUCGAACAUGGAUCUCAAUCUGUUUGAGACUGUUUGUUGUAAUCAUGACCAAGGAUGUUGUCGUGGCUGUUGCUGAUCUCUAAAGGCGGGGUUGUCCACGUUCAAAAGUGCUCAUAUGGAACUCGUCUCAGGCACACUCUUCCUGCCUUUAGCAAGAAGGGAAAGGAAUAAAGUGUUCUUCAGAUGACUGAUCUCUGUCUGGAAAUGUAUGAAUUCUGGAAUAGAUUGUUAUAAGAUUCAAGAUUUACUCAGCAAGAACUCCCCGCCUGCAAACCGAUUCUUACUCCUGCAUUGGUCAUUGGAAUUCUUAUGUGCCUUGGCAUAAUCUCCAUUCCAAUCGGUCUGCUUGCUCUUUCCGCAUCCAAGAAUGUGGUUGAAGUGGUGGACCGUUAUGACGACGUGUGCAUUCCAUCAACUGACCAGAAGGUUGGCUUCAUCAAAGAUCCUGCAACAAACAAAACCUGCAUCAGGACCUUCACUAUUCCAAAGAAGAUGAGGAAGCCAGUCUAUGUGUAUUACCAGCUUGACAACUUCUAUCAGAAUCAUAGAAGAUAUGUGAAAAGCAGAAGUGACCGUCAGUUAUGGAACCCCAAAGCUGAGUCUAGCACCACUGUAUGUGAUCCAGAAGGGCAAACAGGUGAUGGUAAGCCCAUUGUUCCAUGUGGGCUCAUAGCUUGGAGUUUGUUCAACGAUACCUACAUGCUGUCCAAGAACGAUGCUGCUUUGCAAAUUAACAAGAAAGACAUCGCUUGGAGGAGCGAUAGAACUCAUAAAUUCAGUUCCAAUAUCUACCCCAAGAACUUCCAGAAUGGCACCUUGAUUGGGGGUGGAAAACUUGAUGAGAGUAUACCUCUGAGCCAGCAAGAGGAUCUGAUGGUGUGGAUGCGGACUUCAGCGCUGCCUACGUUCAGGAAACUAUACGGGAAGAUCGAGACAGACCUCGAAGCCAAUGAGAAGAUCACAGUGACCAUACAGAACAACUACAAUACAUACUCCUUCAAUGGGAAGAAGAAGCUGGUGAUCUCAACGGCGACAUGGAUCGGUGGGAAGAAUGACUUUAUUGGCAAAAUGUACAUGGCUGUUGGAGGGACCAGCAUUGUUCUUGGUGUCAUUUUCUCACUUCUUUAUGUUUUCAAGCCAAGGCCUUUGGGAGAUCCCUCCUAUCUGUCAUGGAACAAGAGUCCAACCUUGGAUUGACUGUUUUGUUGCUUACAAUGAAGUACUAUGAUUCUCUCUCUUGUUUAGAGAGAGGGGUGAAGCAGUUCUUGCAACAUUUUUCAUCAUGGGAUUGCUAUUCUUUUUUCUUCCUUUUUAAAAAAACUUUAAUCAGCACUAAGAAAUUCAUGGCUGGCGGAGAAUUUCUGUUUCGAAAUUCAGUUAUCGAGACUUUUGCUUCUUAGCUCAUAUUUAUGCUUCAUUGUAUUUGCCAAGUGGGGUUUAUUGCAACGAGUUGAUCGAAUGAAAGUGAUAUGCUUGUCUUUAUUA